AAUCCGCCAUUGCAUCUAGCCAAAGCUGUCACGUGCUUAUGGCCCACACUAUCAAUGGGUAGUUGGGUCCAGCAGAAGCAGUCCCUCUCUCGAGAUCAGAUCUGUGUGUGUGACCAUUCGUGCCACAGACAUCGCGGCCCUACCUUACCGUUGCCGGCCUGCCCUUCCCAGCCCGGCAGUCCACACCGUCCCCGUCCUCCCACUCCCCACUCGCAACCAUUUCAAAUCGCUCUCUCGACCCAACUGUACUCGCCGUCGUCAAUUCAUCAUCCAUCCCCAUCCCCCCAUCGACUCCCAGAUCUCUAUCCCCCUCUCCCUGUCCUCACUCUCUCGAGCGCGUUGUGGCGGAUGUCCUCGUCGGCGCGUUUCGAUCUCCGGGCCUCGUCGCAUCAGUUGCAGCCGCCGCCGUCGCACGCCAGCAUGAGCAGCGACGGGGGCGCGUUCGCAAACGCGGAGAACCUGGAGCACUGCGCCCGGUACCUGAACCAGACGCUCGUCACCUUCGGAUUCCCGGCAUCUCUCGACCUCUUCGCCACCGAUCCGGUCUCGAUUGCAAGAACUUGUAACUGCAUCUAUGCGCUGCUGCAGCAGCGACAGAGGGACAUUGAGUUCAGGGAGUCUACAAAUGACCAGCGGCAGCGGAUGCAAUCUGAUAUCUCACGGCUGGAAGCUAAGAUUGAGAGAAUGGAUGCUCAAUUAGCAGCGAAAGAUCGAGAGCUAGCCACUCUUACUCGAACGGAGGCCAAAAACACUGCUGCUCUGAAGUCUCAGAUUGAUAAGCUGCAACAAGAACGUGAUGAAUUUCAGAAAAUGGUUAUAGGAAAUCAGCAAGUACGCACCCAGCAAAUUCAUGAAAUGAAGAAGAAAGAGAAAGAAUACAUAAAGUUGCAGGAAAAGCUAAAUCAGGUAUUGAUGGAGAAGAAAAAGGAAUCAUCCCGUUCUGGAAUGGAGAUAAUGAACUUGUUACAGAAAGAAGGACGACAACGCGGAACAUGGAAUGGAAAAAAGAACGACAAUGAUUAUUACAAAAUGAUUGUUGAUGCAUAUGAAGUGAAGAAACAAGAGCUGAUGCAAGAGAAUGCAGAUUUACGGGCACUGUUACGUUCAAUGCAGAUGGACAUGCGUGACUUUCUCAAUGCCCCGAAUGGGUCAUCACAAUCUACUGUUACUGAUAAUGGAAGACAGGAGUCAGGGUCUCCUCAGUCUCCGCUUGGUGGCAAGACGGAUGUUUUUGACUUGCCCUUUCAUAUGGCCAGAGAUCAGAUAGAAGAGAGUUUGCGCACAAAAAUGACUUCAAUCAAGGCACGAAUGACACAACUUCAAGAUGCUCAGAAAGGUGCAGAAGUGACUUCUGAGGCAACUGACCGGGAGCUUGAGCUUGAAGCUCAACUGGUUGAAGCAAGAAGCAUCAUCCAAGAGCAGGCCUGCAUCAUGUCCAAGCACUUCAAGUCUGAUAAGCCAAGUGGCAGGAGGCAUAGCGGUCUGGAUGGCGAGCGUGAGGCAUCUGCCGAGGUGUAAAAGCAUGUCUGUAGCAAGGAUAUAUCUGUUCUGCAAGACCUCCUGAUUUUAGUAAGUACCGAGGUAGUAUGUUGCAGGAUAUAACAUGGUCCUGUGCUGUUGUAGCCCGAGUUUAGGUGCUGUCUAUGCAGUAUGAUGUGCAGGAGCAUAUCCUCCAGCACAUGGCUAACCCGAUCACAUCUAAGUCACAUGUAGCGUAACUGUAAUCCUAUUCAUACUAUAUGAAGAAUGUCAGUGUAGCAACCCUUGAAAAAAAUGGACCUUUCGGACCUUACAUCUUGAAGCUCUGUUCGCAUGAUUUUUUUUUUAGUUUAUUCUAUCAGCGGUGACA
Zea mays is the source of this 1849-nucleotide messenger RNA. RefSeq lists its product as uncharacterized. NCBI's taxonomy places the organism in Eukaryota, Viridiplantae, Streptophyta, Magnoliopsida, Poales, Poaceae. The transcript is spliced from 15 exons. The coding region runs from base 55 to 1518 and encodes 487 amino acids. The record is from RefSeq and is a predicted model, not a curated record.